CGGCGGGUUUUGAAGCUACAGAGGCAGCAGAGCUUGUUGCGGAUUAACAAUGAUUGCCACAACUCAACAAAACAUGACCACUGAGCUGGACCUGGGGAGUUCAGACGGUCCCCCGCGGAACUGGAAAGGCAUAGGGAUUGCCAUGGUGGUGAUCCUGGCUGUUAUGUCUCUGGUCAUCCUCUCUGUCAUCCUGCUCACGCCUGAUGAGUCUCACUUGUUACUCCGCUCCCAUCUCACCAUGGAGGAUCUGGAGAGUGACGAGUUCAAAGUUCAUGACCCCUGUGUGGCAUGGUUGAACGAAAACGAAGUGGCUCUCCGCACCAGAGAGGGACACGUCCUGUCGUUCAGCCUCAACAGCAACCUCACCUCGACUCUGGUGGACAACAGCUCCCUGGACCUGACCACUACUAAAUUCCAAGUGUCCGCAGACAAGAGGUUUGUCCUCUUGGCGUAUAACAUUCGACCGGUGUUCUCUCAGUCCUUCACAGCCUCCUAUGCUAUCUACAAUGUGGCUAAUGGGGAGCUGCUGGAUCUUAACCCUCCAGAGAGGGAGAAGACAGCGCUACAGUACGCUUCCUGGGGGCCUCAGGGGAGCCAGCUGGCCUAUGUGUUUGACGGCGAUAUCUACUACAAGCCGAGUGUGACCGGCAAAGCCCUGCGUCUCACGACCACUGACCUGGAGCAGAAUGUGGUGAACGGGCUCUCUGACUGGACUUACGAAGAGGAGGUGCUCUUGACAUAUGUUGCCCACUGGUGGUCCGUGGACGGGGCACGGCUGGCGUACCUCACCAUCAACAACUCUAACACGCCUGUGAUGGAAAUACCUCACUUCUUAGGUGGUCUCUACCCCUCCAAUGUGGUUUUCCCCUACCCUAAGGCUGGCUCAAGCAUCCCAUCAGUCAGUCUGUUUGUGGUGAAUCUGUACGGUCCAGCUCACACUCUGGAGAUGAUGCCUCCAGACUCCCUCAGGGCCAGAGACAGCUACAUCUCCAUGGUGACCUGGAUCAGCAGCACCCGCCUCGCGGUUCGUUGGCUGAAUCGCGCCCAGAACCAAUCAGUGCUGUGCGUGUGCGAGGCCACCACGGGGGCCUGCUCGGAGAAACACAAAAUGGCGAUGGACAUCAUGCAGAACCAACGGCAGGAUGUGCCGUUGUUUUCAACCGACGGCUCCGUGUUUUAUACAAUCCUGCCGGCCAAACAGGGCGCUCGUGGAGAGUUUCACCACAUCGCCGGCCUCUCAGCUCAGCCUGCCAUCCCCUCCGUCCCCCCUCGCUUCCUGACAUCGGGGAGCUGGGACGUCACCGUGCUCUGCGCGCUUGAUGAGAAGGCUGGAAAAAUCUAUUUCCUGAGCACAGAGGAGUCCAGACAAAGCAGACACCUUUACAGUGUUGACCUUGACGGAGUGUUUCAGCGCCGGUGUGUCUCCUGUAACCUCAUAGAUGGAUGUCGCUUCUUUAAAGCCGAAUUCAGUCCCAAUCAAACCCACUUCAACCUCUACUGUCUAGGCCCAGGAAUCCCUAAAGUGACAGUUCACAGUACAAAGGACCCCUCCAGAUAUGUCGUCUUGGAGGAUAACAGCCCUCUAUCUAAAGCUCUGGAGGACAAGAGGCUCCCUGAGACCCUGUUCAGGACGCUCCCAGCAGAAAACCACGAUCUACACCUGAAACUAUCUCUACCUCAGGGUUACGAGGCCAACCUGCACCCUCUCCUCAUCAUCGUAGAUGGCGUACCCGGCAGUCAGUCGGUGACAGAGGAAUUUGCCCUCGACUGGCCUCAGGUCCUCUCCGGCACACACAAUGUGGCCUUGGCCUGGGUGGACGGCAGGAGCGGGGUCGGCCGUGGACAGAAGACCACCGCUGUGGAUCCACGCAAGCUUGGCUCAGUUAGAGUCAAAGAUUAUCUGGGAGUUGUCGAGUUGUUGAUGCAACUGCCUUACAUUGACGACCGUCGGAUGGUCCUCUAUGGCAAGGCAUUUGGAGGUUAUUUAUCUCUCAAGAUGUUGGCUGCAACAGAUAAGCUCUUUCAGUGCACAGCUGCUGUGGCACCGAUAACUGACUUCAGGCUUUACAGUGCUGCAUUCUCAGAGAGGUAUCUAGGCCUUCCAGCAAAGGAGGAGCACGCGUACUCGACUGCCUCUUUGCUUGAGGAGGUUAACAAGCUGAAAGAUGAGAACUUCCUUAUUUUACAUGGAACUGCAGAUGCGAGGGUACACUUCCAGCACAGCGCCGAGCUCCUGAGCCGACUGGUGAAGGUGGAGGCCAACUACUCGCUGCAGCUGUACCCAGACGAGGGCCACAUCCUGAGAGAGCCGCGCAGCAUCCAGCACUUCCAGCGGACUGUGGUGAACUACCUCCAAACCUGCUUGAAGCACAGCAUCCUCCUAGAUCCUGUAGAGGACGACGAGGAGGAAGACGACUGAGCCCAGAGCCCCUCCGUCUGGACGGACUAUCUUUGGACUGUAUGCCAUCUUAUGCAUUACUUUGGGUCGGAUUACCAGGCACAAGAGCACAGGAGUGGGGACCAAACACAUCAGAUCACCUCCUGCAACUUCUGGAAAAAUUGAUGUACUGUAUACCUUGUUGCACACAAUUAUUUCUGCUGUUAUACUGUAUGUUUAAGGCCCUGUUUGUUUACAGAAUCCACUAAGAUGACGUGGACUUGAAGGCUACUGAUUCUGCCAAAGGUUUACAAAGGUUUUAAAAACAUGCAUGUCGUAACGGCUGCAUGAUGUGGAUUAGUUUACAUUGCAUUUUCUGUGUUUUGCAGAUUGAAAACUGGCCCUUCAGGGUUAAAAGUGCAAAAUCUGCCAACAGCCGGGAACACAUCGUAAGACUCAAAAACUUUCAAGAUUUUCCAUACAGAUUUCUGAAUAAACCAGCACAGACUACAGGCUCACAGUUAGAUUUAUGCAGAUUCCAGUCAUAUAAAGUGUAACAAUUGGGAUUAAAAAACUGACAAAGGAGAUUUUAAUCCAAAACUAACUGAGAUUAUGGCAAGCCCUUUUAACAUCUUAUCCACAGAGCUGGCUUGUAGCGAUACCAUGAUGAUACCUCAACAUGUCACAAUGUCAUUUUGACGCAUUGAAAUGUUAAUUUAAGAUAUCUAUUAAACAAUUUUGACAUGUCAAUAUAUUUUCAUUUGUAUAUUUUCACUGGUAGAAAUUGCAUUUCAACCAGUCAAAUCUGAUUCACAGAUAUUUUUCAAUAUAGAUAUCAUUGUGAAUUCCAUUUUCACAUGUAAGAACAAUUACAGAUAUCUACAAUUCAAUUUCAACAUGUUGAAAAACGACCUGACUAAUGGAAAUGUAAUCACCCAUUUGAGAUAUCAACAGAUGCAUUUCUGAUAUGUUCGGCAUAUUAACAAACCAUUUUGGAAAUGUAGGCAUCGUGUCAUUAGCAACCCAAAACCCACCGGUCCUCUUUAAAUUAGCAUAUUCAUUUCGGAUAUAUAUACGAGCAUUAUUAAAGAUAUCCAGAAGACAUUUUUGACUGGUAGAAAUCCCUUUUUUAGUAUCUAAAGCUCAAUUUUGACUUGUUAUUAAAGGAACUGUAGGUAUCUCAAAUAUAAUUGAUAUUUGUACGAAUGUAAUUUUUGACAGUGACAGUUGUAUUUAUGAUUAUGAUCUGAAAUUAGAUUUGUACUGGUUACAGUUUCAAGCUGACAUAUUAAUUAUUUAAUUUUGACUAGCCGCAAUUCUAUAAAGAUAUCUACUAUUGAUUUCUCGCUAGUCAAAAUGUUAAUUCUUGACAUCAACAAUUAAUUUCUUACCUGUGGAAAUUUCCAUUGUGAAUAUCUUUAACUUAAUUAAUACUUAAUCACUUUUACCCAUUGACAUAUAUUGACACUCAAUAACAGAUAUCUAUAAUUCAGUUUUGACAUGUUACACUUCCAAGCUGACCUAUCCAUAGUGUAAUUUUGACUUUUUCUUUCCUUUUCUAAUUAAUUAUAUCCACAACUCAAUACUCACUUGUCACAAUGUUAAUUCUUCUUAUCAUAGCAGUAUACCAUUGCAAUGUUCAUUGUAGAUUUUUAAAAUUAUUCUUACAUUACAGAUGUCAUAAAUGGAGUUAAAGAUAUCUAAAAAUCAACUCUGACUUGUCAAAAUCACAUUGUGGAUGUGUUUUGGAAAUCUAAAUAGUCAAAAAGCAAUUGUUGAUUUACAACUGCUAUUACCACUACUGAUUAAAUGUUAAAAGGGCUUGUCACACUAAGAUAGCGUGUAAACUGGCCCUCCAGCUCGCUCUCCUGAGCUGCCUCGUUAUCUAUAAGAUGUUGUAAAAUCAGAGUUAUUUUAGGUCUUCUGCACAGUGUGUUCCCGGCUCGAAUAAAGUUAAAUGAAGCAUAAGGAUCAUUCUAAAUGUGCCAAAUACAUUUUGUGGACUUUGUGGACCACUGGUUUUAUUAGCAUUACUUGCAUUAUGUGAUUAAGAAUGAGUAUGCAACUGUGACUAUUUACACCACAAGCUCUGAUUCAAGGACGAUCGCAAGAACGUGUACGUAGGUCUGUCUGUUUACUGUAUCUGGAAGUACUGAACGUUUCUGUUUUGGUACAUCUUGGCAUUUCUUGUGUAUUGCAGAAUUAAAUUAUUUCUUCGAACAAACUGUUGAGCCAUUGCAUUCCAGUCCACAGAGGUGUUGGACAGUGGGCUUGGACAUCAAACUGUCAACCAAACCAUACUGGUAAACUGCAUGCAGUUGGUUUGAAAACAAAUGCCCUUGAGUCUAGACGACCGGCUACUCCUUUUUUUCAAACAAUCCUUGACAAUAAAGUUUGAACUUCUUGUUUUACAGCAAUAA
Molecule: messenger RNA, 4797 nt
Organism: Plectropomus leopardus (leopard coralgrouper)
Lineage: Eukaryota; Metazoa; Chordata; Actinopteri; Perciformes; Serranidae
Product: inactive dipeptidyl peptidase 10
Biological process (GO): proteolysis; regulation of potassium ion transmembrane transport
Cellular component (GO): plasma membrane; voltage-gated potassium channel complex
Molecular function (GO): serine-type peptidase activity
Source: RefSeq, a predicted model, not a curated record